Penicillium longicatenatum is the source of this 1653-nucleotide messenger RNA. RefSeq names its product acetylcholinesterase. The record is from RefSeq and is a predicted model, not a curated record. NCBI's taxonomy places the organism in Eukaryota, Fungi, Ascomycota, Eurotiomycetes, Eurotiales, Aspergillaceae. The transcript is spliced from 2 exons. The coding region runs from base 1 to 1653 and encodes 550 amino acids.
AUGACGUUCCAGACUCCCCAAAAUAAAUGUUCAUUGGAGGUUCAUUCUCUCGGCAAGGUUGAUGGCUGGCACUAUGCAGACGGAGUGGAGCAGUACUGUGGGAUUCCAUACGCAGACCUUCCCAAACGCUGGACGCGUUCUGAAUUGAAGACUUCGUGGCCGAACAAAUACCACGAUGGGACUCAGCUGGGCCCGAUAAAUCCAUUCAUUCCAGUGCCUCCAAACCCAGCGUUCACAAAAAGCCCCAUAAGCGACGAAAAGACCGCGCUUAUCUUGAAUAUCGCCACGGCUCAGCAACCCUCAACUGAGCCAGCUAAGCAAAAGCUUCCUGUCUUCGUAUGGAUUCAUGGUGGAUCCUUAUUAUUCGGAAGCGCAAACUACGGCAUAUACGACACGGUAAAUCUCGUUUCACAAAGCAAGUCCAUUGGACUCCCAGUCGUCGCCGUGAGUAUCAACUAUAGACUCGGACUGGGGGGGUUUCUGGCCGGCGCGAAGAUUGCAGAAGAGUUGAAGCGGGACGGGUUCGCUGGCAACGGCAAUUUCGGUUUCACAGAUCAAAAGGUCGCCCUUGACUGGGUACAUAGGUACAUUGAGAAUUUCGGAGGAGACUCCAACAAUGUGACGGUUGUGGGGCAAUCAGCUGGAGGCGUCAGUAUUGGUCACCAUAUGGCUUCGAAUCACCCGAUGAAGUUCCACCGUGCAAUUUGUAUGUCUGGUGUUGGGACAACUUUGAGCGCAAUGUCACUAGAGGAUCAUGAGAACCUGUUCGAAAGCACGUGUCGGUUUUUCGAUAUUGAUUCGCUUGCUCCAGAUGCAUUGGAUCGAUUGCGCCAAGUUGAUCAGCAAGUCCUGGCUGAUGCAGACCAUAUUAUUCAGGGUGUACCGGCCGGUACUGGAAAUCCAUGUCUAGACGGUUGGUUCUAUGCACACGAUCCUCAAGUGCUCACCGAAUCACCUACCUGGGUGAAGUCUUUCAUGUUUGGUGAUGUUCAUGACGAGGGAGUUAUAUUCAUUCUGAAUCUCAGAAAGGACACAUAUAAUACCGUUCGAGCCACGCUCAUGAAGCAUGUUCAAGAUGAGGAUUUCCUCAACAGCGUAUUCAGUGAAUAUGGCAUUUCACCAGACCUGACUCAGAAUGUACUCCUCGAAAGGGUAUGCACCAUGGCCGCCGACGCGGUAUUCAAGAUUAAGAAUUAUCAGUCCGGAAUCGUGAACAACAGACUGAGAGAAGAGGGCGCACUCUUCGAAUAUCAUUUUGACCAGCGCUCUCGCAUCCGCAAUACUCUACUGGGCAAAUCGUACCACGGCUUUGACGUGAUUUAUCUAUUCCGAAAUCUUGACACUGAGCUGAAUGAAGCGGAACGCGCGAUGGGGACCGAUCUUCAAAAUGCUUGGCUUCGAUUCGUUCAUGGCCAGGCGCCAUGGGAAAAAGAAAUUGAUACUAGUCUGUGGAUGAUUUGGGGCCCUGAUUCUCAACAGAAACUUGAGACAGAAGAACAAGAUGAGCCUGUUCGCCACUAUUCUCGGUUUAAACGAGUGAUUUCACUCGGCUCUGGCGGCUUAUGGAGAAAAUAUCUGAAAGGGCUAGAUGCCCUGGUUAUGAAACGGGAAAAUGCUGGAAAGUUUGAGAAAGAAGAGAUUGAAAGAGUUUGA